Molecule: messenger RNA, 5235 nt
Organism: Oncorhynchus mykiss (rainbow trout)
Lineage: Eukaryota; Metazoa; Chordata; Actinopteri; Salmoniformes; Salmonidae
Product: leucine-rich repeats and immunoglobulin-like domains protein 1
Molecular function (GO): protein binding
Source: RefSeq, a predicted model, not a curated record
AGGUGGUGCGGUUUCACACCCGGGGUGGGAAACAUGGGUGGGGUCAAUGACUGGUUGACUGGCAGUCAGAGUUUGCGACGCCUGUAGAAUCCACAACAACCAGUGAGAUUAGUAGUUUAACCUUUCUUCAAAUUUGAGCCAAUUGCAAGGGAAAAUGGGAGGUUCCCAAGUGCUGUUGUGCAUCCAACGUGGGACUAUGGAACGAAGACUGAAAAGAAUUAAGUAAAAAAAAUAAAAAAUAACUCAUGGUGGAUAGGGUCUGAAGUUGGGACUGAACCAGGCUCCGAACGCCGAGGUUUUCUGACCAUAGACUGCAUCUGAUAAGCAUUUACUAGGAACUACACUAACCCGUCGAGUGUGCGGCGAAAUUGGGAUCAAUCGGCACAAAGUGUAUACUUUUUGGGGUGUUUUGUAGCGCCAUAAACGAGAAGUCAACGAUAACUCUGUUUUCGGCACCGAUCUCACCUCUUUCGAGUGCUUCAUUUGCGUACCAGAGUAACGCCGUCAAAGUUUUAGCCAACAUUCCAAGCGUGCGAUGAAGAGAAUAUACAUUAAAGAGUUUGUUCCGAGUGCCACUGCCGAUGCAAUCCGCAUAGGCUAGUAUUUGGAAAAUGUGUGUCACAUGUAUAUUUGACAUGAACGCAAUCUUAAGUUAAGAGCCCCUGUUGAUGUUUGCCAUGUUUUUUUCUCUGGCAUUUUUAGGCUAUUGAUGUUUCCCCAAAACGAAUCGCUUUGCCAAGAAAGGAUCCUCAUUUCAACCUUUUAUGGACAAGUUCAAUUUACUUGUAUGUUAUUUAAUUCUGUCUGCUUGACACGUUUAUUGUAGCCUUCUUGCUUCGUAACCGUGAUUCACCUUUGAUUUCAGCACACAUUGGACAAAAGUUGGACUGGGAACUUGCGUCUAAACGACUCGGUUAUUUGGAAGAGUAGACCAGUUGUACACGCCACAGGUGUUAGUUUUUUCUACAUUUUACCACAACGCAAUUUGUGAUAUAAUAGACCGCACUAUCUCUAAAACGGUACCAGAUUUCCAAUUUGUGGAUACGACGAGAGAUCAGUGGCCAGCGCGCGAUUAAACUUGAUACAAAAUGGCGGCGUCCCUGGGUCGAAUUGGAUCGGUUUCUCACUUUGGUUUUUAUUUAGUUUUAUCGCUGGAACUGUUAAUUAAUUACGGCUUGAGUUCAGAUUUACCAUGUGCUCAGAACUGUACCUGCACUGGAGAUUCUGUGGACUGUAGUCAUUUGGAUUUGACAGAUACACCGCUGGACCUGCCCAUUCAGACAGUUGCCCUAAAUCUUGGCCACAACAAGUUGACAGCCAUUGAUGUCGGAGUCUUCUCAAACCUCCCAAACCUACGAGAGCUGCGCCUGGACCAUAAUGAGCUGACGUCCAUCCCUGAUCUAGGACCGUCUGUGUCUCAGAUCGCUUCCCUCUACCUACACCACAAUAAGAUCCGCACCAUCGAUGGGAGGCGGAUGAGAGACCUGAUCUCCGUGGAAACCCUGGACCUGAGCAACAAUGACAUCACUGAAGUCAGAGUUCAAGGUUUCCCCGCAGGUCUCCAGAUCAAAGACCUGUACCUGAGCAACAACAAAAUACAGUUCCUGGAGGCCGGUGCUCUGGACCAGCUCUCCUCCACCCUGCAGGUUCUGAGACUGAGCCGGAACCGCAUCUCUCAGGUCCCUGUCAAAGGCUUCCAGCUGCCCAAGCUCACCCAACUUGAGCUGAACAGGAACCGCGUGAGGCAGGUGGAGGGGCUGACCUUCCAGGGCCUGGCCAGUCUGGAGGUCCUCAAGCUGCAGAGGAACAACAUCAGCAAGCUCACCGACGGAGCCUUCUGGGGCCUGGCCAAGAUGAAAGUGCUUCACCUGGACUACAACAGCCUGAGGGAAGUGAACAGUGGCUCCCUGUACGGCCUGUCCUCUUUGCUGCAGCUCUUCCUCAGCAACAAUUCCAUCUCCCACAUCAAUCCAGAUGGCUGGAGGUUCUGCCAAAGGCUACGGGAACUGAAUCUGUCCUACAACAACCUGAGUCGUCUGGAUGAGGGCAGCCUGGCGGUGCUGGGGGACCUCCACACCCUCCGUCUGGGGCACAACGCCAUCAGCCACAUCACCGAGGGGGCCUUCAGAGGCCUCAAGGCCCUGCGCCUCCUGGAGCUGGACCAUAAUGACAUCUCAGGCACAAUAGAGGACACCAAUGGGGCCUUCUCUGGACUGGACAGCCUCAACAAGCUAACUCUGUUUGGAAACAAGAUCAAGUCAGUGGCCAAGAAAGCCUUCUCAGGACUGGAGGCCCUGGAGCACCUGAACCUGGGAGAGAACGCCAUACGCUCCAUCCAGCCAGAGGCCUUCAGCAAGAUGAGGAGCCUCAGGAACCUACUCAUCCAGAGUGACAGGUUCCUGUGUGACUGUCAGCUCAACUGGUUCCCUGAGUGGCUGAUGACCCGGGGGCUACAGACUGGCGUAGAGGCUACCUGUGUCCACCCCGAAAUCCUGAAGGGUACUAGCGUCUUCCAGGCUCCACCAGAGAGAUUUGUCUGUGAUGACCUGCCUAAGCCCCAGAUCACGUUGCAGCCAGAGACCACAGUGACGGUUCUGGGUAGUGACGUGCGCCUCACGUGCACGGCAGCCAGCAGCAGCAGCUCACCUAUGACCUUCGCCUGGCGCAAAGACCAGGAGCUGCUCCGUCAUGCUGAGGUGGAGAACUUCGCCCACCUGCGCGCUAACCACGGGGCGGUGCACGAGGCCGGGGGGGUGAUGGAGUACACCACCAUUUUGCACCUGCGUCAUGUGACCUUCGCCCACGAGGGCCGAUACCAAUGCAUCAUCACCAACCACUUUGGCUCCUCCUACUCCACCAAGGCCCGCCUUACUGUCAACGUCAUGCCUACGUUUGUGAAGACCCCUCGAGACAACACCAUCCGUACGGGCACCACUGCCAAGCUGGAGUGUGCGGCCGAGGGCCACCCCACCCCUGAGAUCGCCUGGCAAAAGGACGGAGGCACGGACUUCCCGGCGGCACGCGAGCGGCGGAUGCACGUGAUGCCUGACGAUGACGUGUUCUUCAUCAUGGACGUCAAGCUAGAGGACAUGGGCGUGUACAGCUGCACCGCCAAGAACACAGCGGGCACCGUGUCUGCCAACGCCUCUCUCAUCGUGCUAGAGACGCCCCACCUGGCCCAAGAGCUGGAGGACCAUAGUGUGGUGGUGGGGGAGACUGUAGCCCUGCAGUGUAAGGCCCUGGGCAGCCCCCCACCCAAAAUCACCUGGCUGAGGAACGACGAGCCCCUCCGCUCCUCCGACCGACACCACUUCACCCCCGGCAACCAGCUGUUGGUGAUCGGCAGCGCCGCCCUAGAGGACGCUGGCAGGUACACGUGCGUAAUGUCUAACACGCUGGGCACAGAGCGCGGCCACAGCCAGCUGAGUGUCCGCCAGACCGGCUGCGUCGCCCCGUCCGGCCCCAGCACCGUCACUAUGGGCAUCAUCGUCAUCGCUGUGGUGACCAGCAUCGUGGUGACCUCGCUGGUGUGGGUGUGCAUCAUCUACCAGACGCGCAAGAAGAGUGACGAGUGCAGCGUAACCAACACCGAUGAGACAAUCGUGCCCCCGGAUGUCCCCAGCUACCUGUCCUCCCAGGGGACCCUCUCGGAGCGCCAGGACGUGUGUAUCCGCGUGGAGGCUAGCAUUGGACCUCCGCUCAACGGACACAUAGACAACACAGGUUACAAUGGGGCUGUAGUGUGUACAGAGUGUAUGGAGAACGGAAACAGCUACUCCAAGACAGACUUUGACUAUCUCACCCAGGGGCUGGGACCUGUAGGCCUGGAGUACCAACAACACCCCCACCACAUGGACUACAAUGUACCUGUACCCCUAGGGGUGGAUACGGGACCCCUCUCCAACGGGACCCCCAACGGAGUCAGAAGGAUUUCCUCGCCACCUGAAUUUACAUCACAGAGAAACCACCACGACAGAAAAGGUCCCUCAGUGAACAGGACGGGACACACAACUCUAGUGUGCUCCCCAUCCCAGGAGGAGGCCUUCCACAAGCCGGUGAAACUCGCCCCCGUAAGACGCCAAGACACACUGGACACGGAUCGUGAGCCAGAGCUCAGACAGACUCUACUGUCCAACGGACACACUCCCAGAGCCUCCCAGAGUGACAGCACCCCCCUCAGGAGCGCCAGCGACUAGCAGGCCCUCCCCACCCUGACACUAAUAGACUCACUAGCCCUGAGUGGACUUGUUCUUUGCACUGGGAACUGCUACCUCAAACAGAGAGGCCAAGAUCUGAUCCCCUCCCCUGUUUGGACUAACAGGGUGGGAGCUGGGAGGGGGGUGGCAUCCAGAGGUUUGAAGGCAGAGCUUGUGUGGGUGGCGUCCCAUUUGAGCGUAUCAGCUGUACAUACUUAAAAACCUUCCCCUGGGAGGUGUCAACCAAUCCUAGCUCCAAAUGUGACUUGCAUUUGAAGCAUGCAAAUGUAGGGAAUGUUUUACAGUAAUGUGUGAAAGAGAGCGAAAGAGAUAUAUAUAUACCAUUGGACAAUUAACUGUACAUAAGAGUUUUCAUAUAUAUUAUAUAACUUUUACAAAGAGUAUUUGAAUUUAUUCUGUGCAUGACAAAGAACGGAGUGAUGGUAUUUUUUUCUCUUUUAAAAGCCUCUACUUACCAGCUUCAACUGCGGUGCCUUAUUGCAUGAUCAAAGAAACCACAAACGGGACUCGUAGUAUAGCAGAGAUUUGUGAGAGCUAUCGUACACUCUUUGUCAUACCAUGGAACACUUUAUUGCACUUGAAUGUUGUUUGACAAACGCAAAUGCUGCCAUCAUGGCCUUAAACCAUAACUCAUAUUUCCUGGUAUUUUAUGAAGGAAGCUUUAAUUUGUAUUUAUUUUGGUACGUGAUAUGGUAACACCUAUGACAAGGAAGUGUUUGGGAUAUUAAUCUAGGUUUUUGAUGUUUAAGCACUUUUGUACUCAUCAUAAAUGACCUCUGGAAACAGACUCGGUACAUGUAACCCAAUAGGAACGUAAGAAACCCUAGUCAGGAAAUGCGACUCAUUUCUGACAUAGCCAUGGAAUGUCAAGUCUCUUCCACCUGUCAUGGUACUAACUACAGUGCCUUCAGAAAGUAUUCAUACCCCUUGACUUAUUCCACGUUUUGUUGUUAUAACAGCCUGAAUUCAAAAUGGAUUUUCACCCAUCUACACACAAUUACCCCAUGACAAAGUGAAA